UCCUUCCCCCAGGUUUAAACGCUCGAGGCACUUUAAACCUUCACUUCCGCCGCCGUGUCCUCUUUUACCCACUUUCGGCUGAACGCGUAAAACUGAAAAUCAACUCAAAAAUGAUAUUUUCUUUACAAUGAUAUUCUUGGCUCCGAUUCCAGACGCCUCCGAGAGAAUUGAUUCUUGUAUAACGGAAACUUUUUUUUGAUAGUUCCUUGGACGCGCCCACCCCUCGUUUCGCGUAGUUCGCUUCCUUGGCCAAUCGCCUCCCUCUCCAAACAUUUCUCUAUCCAGUCUUUAAGUGCGCUCAAAGUUUCCGACAAGUUACAGGCGCCGCCACGGCCCAAAGCCAGGGUGUGAGCACUUUGCCUAAUUCUUCUUAGGUGAGCACCCGGGCUGAAGGCUGCGUAUAAAUUCAAAUAGUUAAAAGUACUUGUCUCGUGCGUCUGGAAGCAAUGUUCGAAGAAACGAACCAGGACGAAUCCAGCUCUCCUCUUUCUCCCGACGACAGCCUAACCAACAGCGAGGAAGAGCCAGAGAGACGGCCGAAGCGAAGGGGGAGGAAAAGGAGAAGAGGCAGGAAAAACGGGGAGGAUUCAGAUAGCCCGACCCCUGGGAAAAGGGCGAAGAAAUCUAGCGGCAGCAGCCCACAGUCUUUCGAAGACAUUCACGCGCAGAGAGUCAUGGCGAACGUGCGCGAGCGACAGAGGACGCAGUCGCUGAACGAAGCCUUCGCAUCCUUGCGGGAAAUAAUCCCCACUUUGCCGUCGGACAAACUGAGUAAAAUCCAGACGUUAAAACUCGCCGCCAGGUACAUAGACUUCCUCUGCCAGGUUUUGCAGAGUGACGAGCUGGACUCCAAAGCGGCCGGCUGCAACUACGCGGCUCACGAGAGGUUAAGCUACGCCUUCUCGGUGUGGAGGAUGGAGGGCGCGUGGUCCAUGUCAACAUCUCACUAGCGUUCGUAGAGCCUUAGGGGGCAACAUGGUGGCAAUCGAUUUCACUUACCUAUUCUGGGAGGCGUUUCCUGAGGCCGACGCUGGAUUGUACAAACUGUGUUUUUUUUUUCUUUUUAGGGGUGGGUGGUGGGGAGAACAAAGAAAUAUUUUAACCAAAGAGGGACGGGGGAAUGGGAGCACUUACGGAAAAAGUUCCGACACGGCAUUUGAGCGCGCGGGCCUCGCUGUACCGCGACACCCUGCGCUUCCAGACCUGGUACCAAAUAGUUUCUUGAAUGUGGCAAACACGCAUGUCUAUACGCCUGGAUGACCUUUGACCCACAACGGCCAAUUUUCUUAUGAAGAAAGUGAAGAAACACCAUUUCCGUUCUCGGCUGUGAACGAAGAUUUAUUUUUUAUUAUAAGACUUCAUUUUUUAUCUUUCUUGGCUCAUACCUGUGCAAACAUUUAUAUAAAUGUUUUCAUUUUUCUGGGAAAUCCAUUCUAUUUAUUUAUUGAUGUUAGGGGACUACGCGUUAUGAUGCAGAGCAGAUCCGGUGUCUUGAUGCAUUCCUAAUUUUAAUCAUUGUUUUGUAAAUAACUGUAUAUGUUUCUCAAAUAAAAUAAAUAUUGCAUUUUAA
This is a messenger RNA of Anguilla rostrata (American eel), 1570 nucleotides long. Its product is annotated as twist-related protein-like. Gene Ontology annotation, biological process: developmental process; regulation of transcription by RNA polymerase II. NCBI's taxonomy places the organism in Eukaryota, Metazoa, Chordata, Actinopteri, Anguilliformes, Anguillidae. The record is from RefSeq and is a predicted model, not a curated record. Gene Ontology annotation, molecular function: DNA-binding transcription factor activity, RNA polymerase II-specific; protein dimerization activity; RNA polymerase II transcription regulatory region sequence-specific DNA binding. The transcript has 2 exons. The coding region runs from base 447 to 950 and encodes 167 amino acids.